Phyllopteryx taeniolatus (common seadragon) is the source of this 4118-nucleotide messenger RNA. Its product is annotated as cryptochrome-1-like. The record is from RefSeq and is a predicted model, not a curated record. Gene Ontology annotation, biological process: circadian regulation of gene expression; negative regulation of DNA-templated transcription; entrainment of circadian clock by photoperiod. The coding region runs from base 212 to 2023 and encodes 603 amino acids. Gene Ontology annotation, molecular function: DNA binding; FAD binding. Gene Ontology annotation, cellular component: nucleus; cytoplasm. Lineage: Eukaryota; Metazoa; Chordata; Actinopteri; Syngnathiformes; Syngnathidae. The transcript has 14 exons.
CGCAAGAAAGGAGGCUAUAUGGAGUCGGCGCAUGUUCACUGAGGCCAACUCUUAUGAAAUCGGCGACCGAGGGGGAGUUUUUCACACUAGCGGUCGGUUCUACUGUAUGACUUCACGCAUCCAGCUGGCGCCCCGCACGUUCACGCACAGGAAGGAAGAAUGAUCCUUUCGUGACAUAAAUAUCAUCUCCGGGCGCCAACGCGAGACAGACAUGGCCCCCAAUUCCAUCCACUGGUUCCGGAAGGGCCUUCGUCUGCAUGACAACCCAGUGCUCAGGGAAGCCGUCCAGGGGGCAGCCACGGUACGCUGCGUUUACUUCUUGGACCCUUGGUUUGCAGGCUCCUCCAAUGUCGGCGUCAACAGGUGGAGGUUUCUUCUCCAGUGUCUGGAGGAUUUGGAUUCCAACCUUCGGAAGCUUAACUCCCGCCUUUUCGUCAUAAGGGGCCAACCAGCCAAUGUAUUCCCACGGCUCUUUAAGGAGUGGAAGAUCACUCGGUUGACCUUUGAGUAUGACUCUGAGCCUUUUGGAAAGGAGAGAGAUGCCGCCAUCAAGAAACUGGCCAUGGAGGCAGGAGUAGAGGUCAUUGUCAAGAUCUCACACACUCUCUAUGACCUGGACAAGAUUAUAGAACUGAACGGUGGCCAACCCCCUCUUACCUACAAGCGCUUCCAGACACUGAUUAGUCGCCUGGAUCCUCCUGAGAUGCCUGUGGAGACCCUCUCGGAGAGCCUGAUGGCCAAAUGCAUAACCCCUGUCUUGGAGGACCACGGAGACAAGUAUGGGGUCCCGUCCCUGGAGGAGCUUGGCUUUGACAUUGACGGCCUGCCGACUGCCGUGUGGCCAGGAGGAGAGACGGCGGCUCUGACCAGAAUAGAGCGCCAUUUAGAAAGAAAAGCAUGGGUGGCAAACUUUGAGCGUCCGAGGAUGAAUGCCAACUCGCUGCUGGCCAGCCCUACAGGCCUCAGCCCGUACCUGCGCUUCGGCUGCCUCUCCUGCCGUCUUUUCUACUUCAAGCUCACCGACCUGUACCACAAGGUGAAAAAGAACAGUUCUCCUCCUCUUUCGCUUUACGGACAGUUACUAUGGCGGGAGUUCUUCUACACCGCAGCCACCAACAACCCGCGCUUCGACAAGAUGGAGGGGAAUCCCAUCUGUGUCCGUAUCCCAUGGGACAAAAACCCUGAGGCGCUCGCCAAGUGGGCCGAGGCCAAGACAGGCUUCCCUUGGAUAGACGCCAUCAUGACUCAGCUGAGACAGGAGGGCUGGAUCCAUCACCUGGCUCGCCAUGCUGUGGCAUGCUUCCUCACCAGAGGCGACCUUUGGAUCAGCUGGGAGGAAGGGAUGAAGGUCUUCGAGGAGCUACUUCUCGACGCUGACUGGAGUGUGAACGCGGGAAGUUGGAUGUGGCUGUCUUGCAGUUCAUUUUUCCAGCAGUUUUUCCACUGCUACUGCCCUGUAGGCUUUGGCCGACGCACCGACCCCAACGGGGACUUCAUCAGACGUUACUUACCUGUCCUCCGAGCUUUUCCUGCUAAGUUCAUCUACGACCCAUGGAACGCGCCAGAGUCUGUCCAAGCGGCCGCCAAGUGCAUCAUUGGCAUCCACUACCCAAAACCUAUGGUGCACCAUGCUGAGGCGAGCCGACUCAACAUUGAGAGGAUGAAGCAGAUCUACCAGCAGCUUAGCCGAUACAGAGGACUGGGCCUGCUGGCGUCUGUUCCGUCCAACAACGGCAACGGAAAUGGAGGAAUGAUGGCCUAUUCACCUGGAGAACAACAGCCGGGGACCAGCAACAACAACACCCCCCAUAGUUACCAUACAGUGCCAGAAAACAACACAAUGGUCACCAGCAGCCGACUGUACCACGAGUUUGCUGUGCCUCAACACCCAGGAAUUGCACACAUCAGAGGCGGCAUCACAGGGAAACGCGAACGGGAGUCGGAACGUGAGGGUUCGGGGGUGGAAGACCUGUCGUCCUGCUCAGGCUACAAGAUGCAGAGGCAGAGUGCAGAGACCACCUGAAAGAUGUCGCAUGAGAAGACAUCAACAUUGGUCCUCUCCAACACAUUCUCAGUCAGAAACUCUAAGGGUGAACGCAGAGAUGAAAAUGUGAUGCAAGGCUCAGAUUUGACCAGGGAGUCUGGCGACCUUAUGUAGCAUGUCAACCCGUCAAAAGGCCUCUACAAUAAGCAUUCAAAUUCUAAACCCCAACAAACCAAUUGCCUUGAAGUUACAACUAAACUAUUUUUGUGAUAAAACUUAAUAAUCUUUAUUCGAUGGAGCACCAAGACACCAUUUUUGCUCCCGCUUCUCAAUAUGUUUGUAUAAACAAUAGUUUUUCACUCUUAUUUUCUGCUGGAAACAUGAUUCUUCCCAGUUGCAUCUUGAUGAACAAGAACAGUUGCGCAUUAAAUUAACACGUUGUGGUGUUACUGUGUCAACUGAUGAAGUGUUUGUACGUUCAUAAAGACAAUUAUAUUUGGAAGCAUCGCAGUUGAAUUAUGUUGAUGUUUAUUAUGUUACAAAGUGUACUGUGUUGGCAGCUAAAAACAUCGGGUUACGAAGGACAACACGCAGUUUCCAUUGGUGACCUUCAAAACCUGUCUACAAUGUGUUUGUGUAGUUUAGCAAGUCUGAUCAAGUGGAAAAAAAUAAACGGCAGGUAUUGAUACACAGUACUGCAAAGCUUGUCUUUUUGGAACCCUUCAAAAAACUCAUUAAUAACUGACUUUUGCCAACUACCGGUGAUGUUUUUUUUUUUUUUUUAGUUAGCACGAGCAUUCUGUUGAUUUUUGCCGUUUCACAUUUUCACCUCAGUUGUUCCCCUGACGCUGUCGCCAAAUUGUUCUGAAGACCAGUGACGCUCGAGCCUGUGCAAACACGUUCAACAGCACAAAAUGGUUCGCAGUCCCCUACCCGUCAAGAUGUUUUCAAGGGGGAAGAGAAUUUCCAAGGUCCCUUUUUUUUCUACUUUUUCAUAUAAAACAAUCCAAAAAGAGAGAAAAAUAAAAAGACAAUUUGUGUUUGAAACAAACACUCCUGACAACCAAAUCCAACCUCCUGAUGAAGGACGUCAACAGCACAAGGACACAAUUGGCUUCCCCGGUGUGUUACAAACUCACUGUUGGAAUGUUGCCUGCAUACAGGAAAGAACCAUCGCAAACGUGACUCCACAUUGGGUACCUGGACGGUCUGUGAAUACGUCGGAAAGUCUGCUGCUGUGCUUUGGAAUCGAACCCAAGAAUGUACACAUUUCUCUGCGAAGGACCCAAGCUGUUGGAUCGUGGGGGGGGGGGGGGGGAUACAUUGGAUUAAUUUGCCAGCGCCUACAAGGAGACUUUAUGGAAGAACACGGGUCACAAUUUUAGUUGGAUCACAGAUCAGAUUCGAUGUGUCUUUAACAAUACUCCAGAUGCCAAUAUGGACCAAAAGUGUUAUCUCUUUCUUCAAAUCAAAUGAUGUCCUGGCUUUCUCAGUGGAGAUGUCUUUAUUAUUGGAACUUUUAUGCUGCGUAUAAAAUAUCAUUAACAAUUGGAGGAUGCCCAGUGGCUUACAUUUUGGGCAUCUUCAACCAUGCAUUUCUUGUUUAUUGCAGUUUAUUUGUGAUCUAAAUAUUCGAGACUGAAUGUCAUCCCCAUGCCACCCCCAUACCUUCUAUUCGCUGGUUUGUUUCAAUUUUAUCUCAAAGGUGCAGAUUGUGUGGUGACUCCCAGAGACUUGUUUUUUUUUUUUGGGUUGGAGACACUUUUUCCUUUUGGGGGGUGGCAAACUAUUGUGUAUCUGUAUCAUAACUCUUGUGUUCUCUCAAGAAUUUAAACAGUUUUUGUAGCCUUGAUCACAUGGGAAGGAAAGUACAUUUUUUCGUAGUUUUUUUUUUGUCCUGCUGUCCAGUAUCUCACAACGAUGUAGGAAUGACACACUCGUCAACUUCGUUUCACCGGUGUCAACAACGCCUCAGUGUCUCACCUGUAAUGAGAUGGAAUGUGGCGUGACAUUCCUCCACUGAUACCAUGGAGUGUGUCUGUAAACUGGAGUUCUCUGCCCAGCCUUGCGAUGUGUAAGGCCUCUUUUGUGUUUGCUCGCCACCACAACAGCAAAUAAAAGUGGUUUCAACUUG